UGUGUUUAAUAUUUCACGAUAUUAUUAAUAACGUUGAUCGAUUUUAAUAUAUUUUAUAAAUUAGUUCCUGCUUAAUCAAUUAAUAUGGAACAAUCAUUGUUUAUGUUUGGAAUAUGUUUAUGUAUAGAACUGUUUUGUUUGACUUUAGUGGGAGUUGACUGUUAUCCAGAAGAAACAAUUAAAACAGCCAUGGUUCAUGCAUGGGCUGAAAAACUUGGAACUGAACUAUGGACUUCUGGAGAUUUUAUAACAAGAAGAAAACAAGUCCAAGAGAGUUAUAAGUCUGCUAAGGUCGUAGUACGAGAUGGAAAUGUAUUGGUAGGAGAAAUGGCAAGAGAAAUUAAAUAUAUGAUGGAUCUCAAAAUCAGCGCAGUUAAGCGAAUAAUGGAUGCUGCCGAAAACACAGCAGUAUCAGCUAAAGAUGAACCAGUUACCAAAGAAUAUCGUUAUUACAAUAGUAAAGAAUUGUACCCACCUGGUAUGUUACCGGAACCGGAACAAAAAGACCUGUCUGAAAUCGAUGAAGUCGAAGAAGCCAGAAAAUUGGCAGUGCCUGCGGCCCGUGAGAUGGUCCUUACUCCUGAUCAGCGAUUUGGAGGCACGCCCAUUAACACUACGUUCAGCGCCGUCCAUGUACCUACAAAUGUUUUCGAUAGAGAUCCUGAGGUAAUAAAAGCGAUUAAAUGGUCUGAUAAUUUAGAUUCAAUUUUCACUAAUAAUUAUCACAUGGAUCCGACUCUGUCAUGGCAAUAUUUUGGAAGUUCGACAGGUUUUAUGCGACAAUAUCCAGCAAUGAAAUGGAUCCAAGACCCAGUAGAUCUGUACGAUUGUCGAACAAGAUCUUGGUACAUCGAAGCUGCAACAAGUCCCAAGGACGUAAUAAUCCUAGUUGAUAAUUCAGGAUCUAUGACAGGACAAAAUAAGGAUAUAGCUAAACAUGUCGUCAGUAAUAUUUUAGAUACUUUAGGAAACAACGAUUUUGUUAAUGUCUUCACAUUUUCCAACGAAGUCGAGGAAGUAGUUCCAUGCUUCAAUGAUAUGCUUGUACAGGCAAAUCUUGCUAAUAUCCGUGAACUAAAACUUGGUAUGGAAAAUUUUAAAACGGAAGACAUUGCCAACUUUUCUUUGGCUUUGACAAAAGCUUUCGAAAUAUUGGAGUUUUAUCGUAUAGAACAUCGAGGAGCAGAUUGUAACCAAGCUAUUAUGCUAAUAACUGAUGGAGUACCUUAUAGUUAUUCUGAAAUUUUCGAACAAUACAAUUGGCAAGAUCUUCCAUAUAUGCCAGUUCGAAUGUUUACUUAUUUAAUAGGAAAAGAAGUGACCGACGUACAAGAUGUUAAGUGGAUGGCUUGUGCUAAUCAAGGAUAUUAUGUGCAUCUCAGUACCUUGGCUGAGGUUCGAGAACAAGUCCUUCAAUAUAUACCAGUGAUGGCCAGGCCGAUGGUACUUUGGAAAAGUGAUCAUCCAACUAUAUGGACUCCUGUUUAUGCAGAUAUAACGGAUCCCAAAAUGACUGAUUGGGAAUGGGAGGCCAAGGAAAGUGAAGAACAAAAAGAAAGAUUUUUGAGCAUGAGGCAUAAUAGAAAAAAGUUCUUUUCACAAGAAGAACAAGAUAGGAGGUAUCUUCUAAAAUAUAGAGGGGAUCAAGGCGAAAGCGAUAUGCACAAGUACCAGCUGAUGACAUCAGUAUCCAUGCCAGUGUACGACCGAAGAGAAAAUGCGAAUAUCACCGAGAAUGUUUUGAUCAACGAGGCAUAUUGGGUGACGGUUACCCGGGAGACACGAGUUGCAAAUUUGCUCGGAGUUGCUGGAACAGACGUGCCUAUACAGGACAUUAAGAGACUUAUGAUGCCUCAUGUGGUUGGUGUAAAUGCUUAUGCUUUUAUAGUCACAAACAACGGCUAUAUACUAAUUCAUCCUGAUUUGCGUCCAGUGUUUCAAGGUAUUCUUAAACCUGCUUACAACAGUGUGGAUAUGGUAGAAGUAGAAUUAGUAGAUGACAAUGGUGGUCCACGAGAUUUUAAUGUAUCCUUGCUGGCGAUAAGAGAUGCUGUAAUCAAUCAAUCCUCUGGUAGCAGAUGGAUGCAAGUGAAAUACCACCUCGAUAGCAUGAGACGUGUAUCCAGAAUACGUCGCCAAUAUUAUUGGACGCAAAUCAAAGGUACACCAUUCACGUUGGUGUUAACCAUUCCUGAACCAUAUGGUUUACAUCGCCUGCAGGUCGGGCCUUUGCAAGAAAUUCACAGAAUGCAUGUGAAUGGUGCAAAUACGUCAAGUUAUUUUGUUGAAAGAAAUUGGCGAAUUCACCCUGAUUGGCUUUAUUGCAAACAAAGCGAUAAGUCAUUCGCCACUCCAGAAGAUGAAUUGAUGUACUUCUUGGAGCGAAUGGAUAGACCUGGUUGGAAAUGGCCAUCCAGGACACCUUAUCCUCCACCAGAACAUCAUGCUGCACUAUAUUGUGACAGAACUUUAAUGCAAAACCUUGUGUUCGAUGCUCGGGUCACCCAAUGGUUUUCUCAAGACAUUAACAGCGUGAAAGACCCAAGCACAUUCAUUAAAAUUGCACCAUUGGAUAGCCCUAACCCCAUCGCUUUGCUGAUGGUAUUGUUGCCCAGGAAGGAAUUUAUUAGAAGAUUUGGUUUAACCGUAGUAUUUGUAGCUACCCACAGUGGUCUAACCAGGUGGAAAGAUUUUUAUGGUGAUGAUAUGAACCCUGACGUACACGAUUUUAGUGAAAAACAUGCUAAAUCAAUUGACGAAGUGUGGUAUAGAAGAGCUGUUGAACAGUAUAUUAUCGAGAAACAAAGUUUUGUAUAUUCGGUACCAUUUGAUGUUGGAGAUCGUAAUGACACUUUAGUAACUGCAAGUCACGCCAUUUACCAUUCCGAAGAACGUCAAGGGCAAAAAUCUAGCGCACCAGCCGCUGUGGUAGGAAUGCAAUUUCGUCACUCUGCUUUGGCACAACUUUUCAGAAACAUCACCAUCAACUGUGCCAAAACAUGCCAGAGUGGUGAUUUGGAUUGUUAUGCUUUGGACAACAAUGGUUACGUAGUUGUUGGCAGUUCUGCUGAGGAUACUGGUAAAUUCUUUGGAGAAGUACGACCACAUUUGAUGUUGCAUUUGAUCCAGGACCGAGUUUAUAGACAAAUAGAAAUAGUUGAUUAUCAAGCUGUGUGCUUCAAACCAACUGAAACUAGCAAUCCAGCUUCUAAAUUGUCUGCGACGCUUCAACUGAUGAAUAUUUUGGAUUGGACAAUUAGUCGAUUGAUUUGGAUUCUUUCUUUGCUUGUAAAUGUUCAUGGAUAUGCGUUCAGUUAUUCAAAUGAUGAAGCCAAGAAAAUGGAAUAUGAUGUGCGAGUACUGAUUAACAGAACACGUCCUCAGCCAUGUGAUCAACAGGUGCUUUUGUAUCAACUUCAACAAUUUCGAGAAGGAGAAAGAACUCCUUACAAUUUACCUGCAAAAGGUUGCGAUCGACCAUAUGUAGUGCAGAUGAUUCCAUACAGUAAUUUGAUUCUACUAGUAGCUGAUGCCCUGUGUCUCCAGCGCGACACAGUACCAUAUUUGGUCACCAUACCUUUUCCUGUAGAUUAUAAUGCCACUUUGGCCUGUCAUAAAGCAAAACACAACAAUGAGCUACCAAGAAAACGACCUACUAGCUGUAUUAGCAGGCAUCAUAAUGAAAGCUCGAUAGAAUUAUGCGGUGACGGAUCAUCAAUGUCUCCAUCAAAACUCAUCCUAAGCUUACUAUUUCUAAAUAUACUAUCAAUGAUUUUUUCCACGUAACCUUAUAAAAAGUGAAUUAGGUAAAAAUAAAUUACGGGUUUUCAUAAACAUCUAUUUGAUAAUUAACUUUUGUACAAAACUAAAAAGAUAAAACGCUUUUUCGCUAAUAUUUAGAUAAUAUUAAUGUACAUCA
Molecule: messenger RNA, 3919 nt
Organism: Ctenocephalides felis (cat flea)
Lineage: Eukaryota; Metazoa; Arthropoda; Insecta; Siphonaptera; Pulicidae
Product: voltage-dependent calcium channel subunit alpha-2/delta-3-like
Exons: 29
Coding region: 85-3786 (1233 amino acids)
Cellular component (GO): voltage-gated calcium channel complex
Molecular function (GO): voltage-gated calcium channel activity
Source: RefSeq, a predicted model, not a curated record